AUGUCUGUCACCUCUUCCAGUUUAGUUAUGUUCGCCACCUCUUCAGUUGUGCCUUCGAUGAUUACCUCUGCUAUGUCUUCAAUUGUUACGGCUUCUUCAAUAUCAAAUCUCACACCAGAUGAAAAAUGGA
Messenger RNA from Ambispora gerdemannii, 130 nucleotides. NCBI's taxonomy places the organism in Eukaryota, Fungi, Glomeromycota, Glomeromycetes, Archaeosporales, Ambisporaceae. The record is from the annotation of a GenBank genome assembly.